AUGGGGGCCAUCGGCGGAGGGGUGUUCCAGUCAAUCAAGAGCUUUCGGAAUGCUCCUGUGGUGAGUUUGAAAGACUCUCUCUUAGCUUAUGAAAGAUAUUUUAAGAUCAAUAUAAGAACAGUGAUCUGAAAAAAAAAUUCUCCAUCUCUGCACAGGGCUUUCGGCACAGACUAAAAGGUAGCGCCAAUGCUGUGAGAUUAAGAGCUCUACAGAUCGGCGGUAAGAGUCACUGUCUUUACAGUAGUUCUUUCUUGUACAGCACAAAGUACAAACACCAUCCAUCAUCACGAAUGCCGGCCGUCCCGUCGUCAGUCAGCUGGUUAUGACGGUUAUUUUAUUUUCAUUAUGGUCUUUAUCCAUAACCGUCGGUUACACAUUAUACGGUAAUUGUGCCAGCCCUAUUUAUCACUAACAGUUUGUGUGAUGUUCCUGCAGGUAGCUUUGCUGUGUGGGGUGGACUCUUCUCUACAAUCGACUGUUGUCUGGUCCCUAUUCGAGGGAAAGAGGACCCCUGGAACUCUUUAACUAGUGGGGCAAUGACUGGGGCAGUCCUAGCUGCACGCAGUUAGUGUUGGGGGCAAACAUUAAUUCUAGAUGUAACAGAUUUAGUAUAUUUCAUCUUUUUUUCAAGACCCUCUGAUCUGAGGCCAUCCCCACCCCCUGCCUGACCAUCUUGCCCCACCCACCCAACAAAGUCAGAUUAGCUCAAGGGCUUGACUGUUGGCUUUGUGCUCUCCUCAGGUGGGCCCUUGGCUAUGGUGGGGUCAGCCAUGAUGGGGGGCAUCCUGCUGGCCUUGAUCGAGGGCUUUGGGAUCCUUCUCACCAGAUACACCGCACAGCAGUUUCAGAACCGUAAGUAAUGUUUAGAGACGGCCCUGGAACCAUUGUAGAAGCCUGAUUUGACUGAACUCUGUAUGCAGUCAAAUCAAGCAGUGCAGUCAGGUCAGGCUUAUACACUGUGACAUUAGGUGAAGGGGUACACAUCAUUUUCCUGUUACUGAUAACUGGACCUUAUCUCUAAAUGUACAUUUUGAUGGGAAUUGAAUGAAUGUCACAACCCUAGUUGUAUUAAUCUGAAAACCACCACACAGCAGUAACUACCACAGUAGAAAUGACAGAUCUGUUUUUUAUGCUUCUUUCUCCUAUCCAGCGAGUCCCUUUGUGGAUGACCCCAGCCAGCUUCCUCCUAUGGAUGCCAGCCAAUAGCAGACUGGGUUCCAGUAGGUUCCAUGGAGCUACUGGGCCUAGCUACAGCCAUGCAUACUGUGACAAUCUCAGACUAGAGAGGAGAGGGGUGCUCUGAAACCUGACCCCACAGGUGUAAGCAACCUCACCCUAAACCAGCCCCCAUCCUCUCAAUGGUCAUAAGAACGUAGAUGCACUUUAUUAUUAUUCCUCAGGGGUAGAUUACAGGUUAAUUUAGUUAUUUAUUUAUGAAUAUGUUUGUGUAUACCGGUACACCAGUGUUCCUUCUGACUGGUCCUGAAUGAUACCCACAUUUAUCAGAUUAAUUUAUGCACAAACCCAUAAUUUUGUGGUGAUGAAGACUUUUGGUGCUGUAUAACCGCAUUUACAGAAAUAGAAUGGGUAGCUAAACAUGAAUAGGCAUUAAUACAGGUAUGUGUGAGUAUGUAAUGACAGUAUUUAUGAUUAGAAGGUCUAUCAAUCUUACCAGAAGUUAGUGUCAGGUGUGACAAAAUCAAUGCUGUUCAAAACUGAUGUAAUUGAUUUUGCUUGUAAAAUGUAAUGCACUGAGGAAGGAGAACUGCACUAUCAUUCAAUUUCCUCUCCUCAUGGCAGCUUUCAUAAUCGUGAGUUUUUUUGUUUUUUUUAACUAGGCAAGUCAGUUAAGAAUUCUUAUUUACAAUGAUGCCGGCCAAACCCGGACGACGCUGGGCCAAUUGUGCGCCGCCCUAUGGGAAUCACGGCCGGUUGUGAUACAGCCUGGAAUCGAACCAGGGGGUCUGUAGUGACGGCUCAAGCACUGAGAUGCAGUGCCUUUGCAGUGCCUUAGACCGCUGCGCCACUCGGUAGGGAUUCAAUGCCACAUCACAAACACACCAAUCUUUUGAUUCCAUUUACAAACUCAGAAGGCUGGAAUGGAAAGCCAUUUCCAAAUACAUUCAGAGCUCAUGUGUUCUGCUUCCACUGUUUUUUGUUCUGCUGUUUGUUCCGCUCCUUUAUUGCUACUAUGCCGUGCAUUCCCAUCACCUGAGCACUAUAAGGUCUAUCCACUUCGAUGAACCAGAGCACUUUCGUACUCCAUCUCUUUAUUUGGUAUUAUGUUAACAAAAAGAAGAGGUGGAGAUGGUUUUGUGACACAAUUUGAUAUUUUUUGUCAUUCAAAACAUGUGACAUGUAAUGUAUAGAAUGCUGUACCAUAGUUGUUGGUUUUAAUAAAAUAAAAGUGUUAACAGUGUAAUUGACUGGAAAAAUAAUUAAAUUGUUGAUUCUGUAUGGCUUGCUGAAAUUAUUAAUCCCCUCUGAUGCAAUCAAGUACGCACCACAUGCGGGCAGUUGAUUAUUUUAAACAAGUCCGUAACCGAACACGCCCCCUACCCCGCUUGGAAUUAUGGGAGAUGUGGUCUGUUAGAUUGAACAUGGAAAAAAUGGACGUGCAGCCGCCACCUAUCCGAACCUUGGAUGAUUUUGUUUUGGGCUCGGCUCGGUUCGCUGUGCCAGAUAUUCGUAAUCUGGAGAGAUGGAACAAUCGGAUCAUAAACAACUUGCUAUAUUACCAGUCCAACUAUUUCGUUUCGUUUUUGACAAUCCUGGGAAUAGUAGGGUACGUUUCUGACGUGGUCGUUUUCUGCAUGCAAGCACAGCUGCUUUUGUUAGCUGCUUUUGAAUUGUAUUGUAGUGCGAGUCAUCACAAAUUCUGUGGAUAUGGGUCCAUGGUCCAUAAUAAUAUAUUAGCUAGCGAGCCAUUGGCUAUGAUAAUCGACUGAUUAAUCAUUUUAUUGGAUUCAUGGCCCAAUGGGACACAAUGAGUUAUAAGCUGUAGAGAAAAGUCAACUAACAUCAGCCAUUUCUCUAUCCCUCCUGGUCUGACAGGUAUUUCAAGCCCUUCAACCUCUUCCUGGGAGCCACAGUUGUGACAUUGAUAUUCAUGGGGUUUGUGUGGGCAGCAGAGAACCAGGCCCCCAUCAGACGGUUCCGCCGGAACCACCCAUCCCUGGCCCUGGGUGCCAUCCUGGGGGCCAGCUACCUCUUCCUCACAGUGCUUGGGGGAGUGGCCGUCUUCCUGUUCGGCAUAGCCUUCCCCAUCUUAUGUUAGUAUCUAUUCUCUCUUUCACCUCUCCCCAUUCUUGUUGCCUCAAUGUAAACAUAUCAAUCUUCUGUUUAUAACUUAUAACAAUACUCUCUCUCCCUCUCCCUUUGUUAUGCCCCUGACCUCUAUUUUCUCUUUCCCUCUAUUGCUAUUACAGUGGUAUUGAUCCACGCCUCUGUUAGACUGCGGAGCCUCAAGAACAAGUUGGAGAACAAGCUGGAGAGCAUUGGUCUGAAGAGAACACCUAUGGGGCUCCUACUGGAGUCACUAGGACAGGAACAGGAAGCUGGAUCUUAGAGGGGGAGGAGAGGAGGAAAAAAGGAGACAUGUGCCCUGUUCUAUUUCAGUCUCUUGCCUCUUGCUCCUUUGGUAUGCCCAGAUCUGAAAGGAAUGGAUAAAUGUUAGCAAUAUGGUGAUGACGAUAAGUUAAGCUAAGUUCCUUCACAUAUCCUGUCCUGCCCAGAUAUGUAAUCACAGGGGUAGGGGCUAGAGACCUAAAUGGAAUAAGGCCUCUCAGACUGAGAGUGCAAGAAAAGUAGAGGAAGAGAGGAGGGAAGUAAAGCAAUGGUGAUUGUUAUGAUAUCGCAGUGUCACGAAAAUGGUGUAACAGAUUGCAAAUCCUGUGGAAUCAAUUAGGCCUAUGUAAUGCACACACUAACAAAUGACCCUAAAGUCAUUUUGCACACCAUGACAAGCUCCUAAUAUAGAGUUUACAUUGUAUCCUCAGAAAUUAAAAAAUACAUUAUGUUAGCUGAAAAACUGCACUGAGAAGUAAAUGUGGCCUCCUAACAGACAUUUGAUGUGGUGAGUGCUACCAUAAGAUUGUUUUUAAAAUGUAAUUUAACGGCAGUGUUAUGGUUACAACAUUUAUUUUACAUACAUUUUUACAUUUGACAUUUUAGUCAUUUAGCAGACGCUCUUA
Messenger RNA from Coregonus sp. 'balchen', 4193 nucleotides. The record is from the annotation of a GenBank genome assembly. Lineage: Eukaryota; Metazoa; Chordata; Actinopteri; Salmoniformes; Salmonidae.